UUCCUGAACUUUGAACAAAACAAUGUAACAGAAGAACAUAUUUUUUUCUUCUAUAAAGCAGAAGAACAGAUUUGGAAAUUUGAUUAUAGUAAAAAGAUUAGCGUUACCUGAAAACAUAGUAAGAAAAAUGUUUAUGGAAAUUAAUGAUUAGAAAUAGGAAUGACAAUGGGCAGGUCCGGGGUGGGUAUCUCGAUACCCAUUUUCGCCCAGUGGCAAGUCGGGUACUGGUCGGGUAAUUUAUCAUGCGGCGCGGGCGGGGCAGGUCGACCCAUUGGAUAUAUAAUUUAUGCGAAAAACAUUAGAAUUAUUCGUUAUUUUAAUUAAAAGACCAAGAAAGAAACCAUAAUUUGAUAAAAUGUAGUUAAAUUAUUGGAGAAAUUAAGUUUUUCACUUAUUUACAACUUUAUUAUACAUAAAAUAUGAUGUAAUAAGAGGAAAAUCCUAAGUAAUCUGACUAAGAUUACAUGUAACUUAGGCCAGAUGAGUCGAGAAUGAGGCGGAUCAGGGCAGAUCGAGUCGAUGAGAGAUACCCAUUCCCCUCCCGCCUACGAGACGGGUCGGAUCCACUCAAAACAGUUCAAACAGAUCGGGUAACUCGAAUUAGGUUGAAAUUGUCAUCUCUAAUUAAAAAAGACAAUUUACCUACCACCCAAAGUAAACCAAAAAGCCAAAAACAAAGGAGAGUCAACAGUCUCCACUUUUGACGAACCAGGCGGAGCACUUCUUUCCGAGAAGGGACUUCUCAGCUACCCACCAAAACUUUCCCCUUCCAAAUUUGACCAAUCAUCCCUCUCCCUCUCCCCCUCAGUCGCCGUCGCCGGAUUCCGCCGACAACGAUGUCGUCGUCGGCAACAGAAGAAUCCUAUCAUCACAAGAACAGCAACAACAUAGUGAUGUUCCCUUUCAUGGCGCAGGGCCACAUAAUCCCGUUCCUAGCUCUCGCCCACCACAUCGAACGAACCCAAAACCACUCCCGAAUCACCUUCGUCAACACCAAACUCAACAUCCAAAAGCUCCGAUCUUCCCUCCCGCCCGAUUCCACAAUCCACCUGCUCGAAAUCCCCUUCGAAAGUUCCGAUCACGGCCUCCCCCCGGCGACCGAGAACACCGACGUCCUCCCUUACCCUCUCAUCGUCCGCCUCCUCGACGCCUCGACUUCCCUCCGCCCCGCUUUCAAGACCCUUGUACACGAUCUCAUCGCCGGAGGGGAUCGCCCCCUUUGUAUAAUCUCCGACAUCUUUUUCGGAUGGACGGCUACGGUGGCCAAGGAGCUUGGGGUUUUCCACGCCGUGUUCAGCGGCGCAGGCGGGUACGGGCUGGCCUGCUACUACUCGAUCUGGACAUCGCUUCCUCCCCGGCAAUCGGAGGAGUUCGCGCUCGAGGAUUUCGAAGGGAUUCGGAUUCAAAAGACCCAGCUGCCGCUGAGUAUUCUGGAGGCGGAUGGGUCGGAUUCCUGGUCUCUGUUUCAGAACAAGAAUCUGCCGGCGUGGGUUGAUUCGAGCGGGAUCCUGUUCAACACGGUGGAGGAAUUCGAUUGGAUUGGAUUGUCUUACUUCAAGAAGAAGCUAGGGAUUCCAGCUUGGGCAAUCGGGCCUGUACUUCUCUCUUCCGAGAGCAGAGACCGCGCGGGGAAAAGUUCCGAGUCAGGCGUUUCGUCGAACAGCUGCAAGGCAUGGCUGGAUGGAAAGCCAGAGAGGUCCGUUCUCUACGUGUCGUUCGGAUCCCACAACACGAUCAGCCCGGCCCAGAUGAUGGAACUCGGGAAAGCGUUGGAAUCCAGCGGGAGGAACUUCAUCUGGGCGGUGAGGCCGCCGAUCGGGUUCGACAUAAACUCCGAUUUCAGAUCCGAAGAAUGGCUGCCGGAAGGGUUCGAGGAGAAGACUUCGGGGAGAGGGCUGCUGGUCAAGAAAUGGGCUCCCCAAGUGGAGAUCCUUUCCCACAGAGCCACCGGCGGGUUCUUGACUCACUGCGGGUGGAACUCGGUGCUCGAAUCGCUGAGCUUCGGCGUGCCGAUGAUCGGUUGGGCGAUGGCGGGAGAGCAGUUCUUCAAUGUGAAGUUCUUGGAGGAGGAAUUGGGGGUCUGCGUGGAAGCCGCGCGAGGGAAGACUUGCGAGGUGAGCUCUGAAGCGAUUAGGGAGAAGAUCGAGAUGGUGAUGAAUGGGGAGGGAGAGAAAGGGAUUGAGAUUCGGAGGAAAGCUUCGGAGGUGAAGGAGAUGAUGAGGAAGGCUAUGUGUGAUAGUGAAGCCGGCGGGAAAGGUUCUUCCUUAAAAUCGUUGGAUGAGUUCUUUAUGGCGGCAAAGAAAUCAAUGACAGCGACGGCGGAACGGUCGUCCGACGAGCCUGUUGUGGGUUAGAUCGGAGAAUUUCUUUCUCCGAUUACAGUUAAUGAUAUGUUUUUAUAAGUAAGACUAAGUUAAUGGUGUACUUGAUUAGUUUCAAUAAAACACAGAUUUAUAUCUUUGUAAUCAAUUUCAACUCGAUCGUAUGGAGUAAGUGUGCCUAAGCACUCGCCGAAUCAAGAACAUUGGGUUGCUAGUAUUAUAUUAGACGAGAUAGGCACUAGGCAGAGUCAUAAUGCCUCUUUACGCUUGAUACUUUUUUAACCUUCACCAAUAUUAUUAAGAAAUCUUGGGUUAAGUAUGGAGAAAUCCUAGGUUAUUGAUAAGGAGAAUUGUUAUUUGUUUCCUAGAUUAGGAAGUUAAUUAGGUGUUCAUAAGUUCAUUUGCAAUGGUGAUUCUACAACUGCUAAGUGGCCAAUUAUGAGUUUUCUUUCUCAAUACCUAAAACCACGAAAAAAAUUCGGAUUGUUGCUUACAUUUCGGGGUCGUUUGGAAGUUGCGAUUGUUAAAUAGAUGUAUUGUUGAGAAUGCAUGUAUAAUAUUAUACAUGUAUUGUCGAAUUUGAUGCAUUGUAGAAUACAACGUUUGGUAUGUGUGAUUGUGUAUGUCGCAUCAUCGAAAAGCUGAGACAAAACAAUCUCAACUCAACUAUCUCAACAAUCACAACUAAAAGUUGAGAUAUAACAAUCACUCAAAAUGAGUGAUAGUUUCUGUCACAUCACAGAAACAAUCCAUGUAUUGUUUCUGCUAGAAAAACAAAAAACUAUGCAUUGUAAACAAUACAUGCAUAAUGACAAU
Molecule: messenger RNA, 3137 nt
Organism: Linum trigynum
Lineage: Eukaryota; Viridiplantae; Streptophyta; Magnoliopsida; Malpighiales; Linaceae
Source: the annotation of a GenBank genome assembly